GUAGCUUUCUUCUUCAUUUAAAGCUGCUGCAAACGUCAAGCCUGGGACCUCCAAAUCCGAAACAUUCCGUUUUCAUACAUUUCGCCGAUUCAUCGCCCGCCUUUUGUCUCGGCGGAGAUUUCUUUUCUUUUCUUUUCUUUUCUGUUCUUCUUCCCCUGUUCUAGAUAGUAAUUGGCGAAGUUAAUGGGAUUCUGCUGAUCAUGAUUUUUGUGUGGCAUUUGAAGAGAAAUUUGAUUAGAUGAAGAUUUAGAGUAAAUUUUUAUUUGUGGUGCUUCAAUCAGUAAGAAAGGAAAGAAUAAUCAAGCUGAUUCUUAGAAGCUGAAGGAAAACAGAGAAAGAGAAAGAAUAUCAGAAGAGAUUUUAUGAAGAGUAGGUAAACAAGGGAAACAGGAACUGCAAGAGAAUACAGGAGGUGUUUUUUUGGGCGUUGUUGCAUACGGGGUAGAAAAGUGAAAAAAAGCAAAAGAUGUUUACGUGCAUAGCGUGCACAAAACCAGUGGCAGAAGACGGAGAAGACGGAGCGCGUGGAAGUGGAACGCCAAGUACAAAAGAAGCCGUCAAAAGCCUGACGGCGCAGAUCAAGGAUAUGGCAUUGAAAUUUUCUGGUCGGCAAUGCAAGCCCUGCACAGGCUCCAGCAGUUUCAAGAAAGGACAGCGACCUUACCCUGACUUUGAUAUGGCUUCUGAAGGGGCUCCGUACCCCUAUUUCGGAGGUGGAAGCUCAAGCUCAACACCAGCAUGGGAUUUUACGAGUGCUGGUCACCAUCGAGGCACAAGAGCUGACUCAAGAUUUACUGGAGUGUUUAGUGGUGAUCAGACCCCUGGGAGAGCAGAGUCUAUAUCAGCACAGUCUUGUGAUGUGGUGCUAGAAGAUGAGGAUGAACCCAAGGAGUGGAUGGCACAGGUGGAGCCAGGAGUUCAUAUUACUUUUGUGUCUCUUCCUAAUGGGGGAAAUGAUCUAAAGCGUAUUCGCUUCAGUCGAGAGAUGUUUAACAAGUGGCAAGCUCAGCGAUGGUGGGGUGAGAAUUUUGACAGAAUCAUGGAGCUCUACAAUGUUCAGAGAUUUAAUCGUCAAGCUCUCCAUACUCCUCCAAGGUCCGAGGAUGAGCAGAGAGAUUCUUCUUACACAAGGAUUGGAUCUGCAAGGGAAAGCCCCAUGGCUCCAUCUUUUACACCCAGAAGUCACUAUAAACCAUCCGGAAGUAGAGGGUAUUUCCCAUCUGAUGUUAUGGAACAAGUUGGCACCCAACAUUACCAUGCUGGUUCAAGUGGUUAUGGUACAGGCGGCCCAAAAUUUGAAGGAUCUUCUAUGGAAGCAUCACGUACGACCACAUCAUCAAGAGAUGAGCCUUCUGUUUCUGUUAGUAAUGCUAGUGAACUAGAGUCAGAAUGGGUUGAAGAAGAUGAGCCUGGGGUGUACAUUACUAUCAGACAAUUAGCUGAUGGGACUAGGGAGCUUCGACGUGUCAGAUUCAGCCGGGAAAAGUUUGGGGAAGUGCAUGCAAAGCUGUGGUGGGAAGAGAACAGAGAAAGAAUACAAACUCAAUACCUAUAAAAGUACAACUUCAUACAACCUACAAUUCUAGCAACUGAAGUGAAUGAAUUCAGGAUGCAGUUGGAUAUCCCUCUACACCCAAAAAAGGACAAAAAAAAAUUCUGUUUAUUCAGUUUUGUUUCAUAUAGCAUGCAAUUUUAAGAAUCUAGCUGCUACAAUGAAGUGUUUGCAGAGAAAUAUUUCACCAUCAUUUGCGGUGACAAACUCCACUUUGUAAUGGCAAAUUUCCCUGGGAUGGCCAAAUGCAUCCAUUUUUGUCUCUAUUAUUAUUGUUACUUAUAUUUUUAUAGCAAUUUUUAGUGCCUUUUUCUCCCCUUCUCAAAGAUAUUAUUAUUAUUCUUUGGGCUUCAAUGGGAUUGAUUGGCUCUCAUUCAGAGUUUGUUGUCUGUUGUCUGUAACCCCAGCUUUAUAGAUGAAGGAAUGGA
Molecule: messenger RNA, 1980 nt
Organism: Hevea brasiliensis (rubber tree)
Lineage: Eukaryota; Viridiplantae; Streptophyta; Magnoliopsida; Malpighiales; Euphorbiaceae
Product: protein BREVIS RADIX
Exons: 7
Coding region: 467-1555 (362 amino acids)
Source: RefSeq, a predicted model, not a curated record